CGUUGUGGCGACUCUGGACAUUUUUUUAAUAUCGCGAAUCUACGCCACGUUCACAGACCAAUAGAAUGAUUGCCUACUAAAUGGCUGCGCUGAUUGGUCAAAUGAUCACACGUCACUCCAUCGGGUCUCUCUCGUGGCUUUAAUGAAAAGACAACCGGCAGCAUGGCGGAAAGCGGAAGGCGGAAGUGGAGUUGAUGCCGAUGCAGAAAGCGUCGCUCCACCGCAAUUGUGGUCGCUUAUGCAAAGUCAUAUGUUUCUUGACAGAGGUUGCUCGGCAACGGCUCCGGAGGUGACGCUCUUUUAUCAGGAAGCAGCCGAAGCGACGUGUUUCACUCAGGUCGGUACGACACCUGCUGCUCACCUGCUGCUCACCUGUCUCUCCACAGGUCCGGAGACACAACCCGCUUUUAUCGACUGACGCUCGAGAGCAGUUCAUGAAGUCAGAUGAAAUCCACAAACGGAUGGAAAUGUGUGACUCAGGCGGCCACAGUCGAACUAACAGACGAAUGGUGAAGCAGGCCUGGAACCAAAAGGCUUCGUCAGCGAGAUGACACAACAGUCUGGUUAUUGUGGAACUGAACCUGAACUCUGUGGAGUGGACUUCCUGCCUGCCUAUCCAGUCUGCGUGCGAGGAGGAGAAGAAGAGGCGAAUCCAAGCUCCGUGCUCGAGUACUCGUUCUAUCUAGAUGACCAGCACGGCACCGUCAUGGGACCCGUCUCCCCUCCUGACACGACAAUGAUCCAGAGGCCUUGUCCCUUCAUACCUCUCCCUAGUCCAGUGACAACCAUUGCUACUGCAAUCGACUUAAAUCCAGCAGUCUCCAGCCCCAUGACUGACUCCUGUAGUCCCAUUUGUUCCAUGUGCAAUCCCACCGCUUCUGACCGGGACACUCUCAGAUCCACAUCCACGAGUCCUGGCUGCUCUGACAGGGAUCCCGUCUGUGCUGCUGCUCACCUCCACCUCUUGGGGGAGUCCUUGUCCCUGAUUGGACACCAUCUUCAGCAAACAGAUAAAAUGGUGUGCGUGUCCAGCAGCUUGUCUCUGCUCUUGGACUCUCUGCUGUGUGCCCUGGCUCCGAUAACCUGCCUCACCGCACAGAUACCGGAGCUCAGGAGCUGCACACAACACACGCUGGCCUCUACUCUGGAAAACAUUGCCUAUGUGAUGCCUGGGCUGUGAGCAGUGAUGAAGAACCCACAGGUCACACUUCGCAUGUUUGGAUAUGUUGAAAGACACAUAAGGAAAAUAAGAAUCAAAUCUAUUUUAUUAUAAAAUAAUAUUUAUUUUUACUUAACACUUUAUUUUUAUGUUAAUCACAAGUUUACUUCAAUGUAUCAGUUUAAUUUUUGGGGGGGAAAUUAAAAUAUGUGUUUGAACACAAAAUUUUGCAACUUUUCUU
Molecule: messenger RNA, 1400 nt
Organism: Scophthalmus maximus (turbot)
Lineage: Eukaryota; Metazoa; Chordata; Actinopteri; Pleuronectiformes; Scophthalmidae
Product: HMG box-containing protein 4
Exons: 7
Coding region: 548-1180 (210 amino acids)
Source: RefSeq, a predicted model, not a curated record